Molecule: messenger RNA, 528 nt
Organism: Penicillium vulpinum
Lineage: Eukaryota; Fungi; Ascomycota; Eurotiomycetes; Eurotiales; Aspergillaceae
Product: LAMTOR1/MEH1 family protein
Exons: 2
Coding region: 1-528 (175 amino acids)
Biological process (GO): endosomal transport; positive regulation of TOR signaling; cholesterol homeostasis
Cellular component (GO): late endosome membrane; Ragulator complex; membrane raft
Source: RefSeq, a predicted model, not a curated record
AUGUUUACCGCAAAUUACCUCAGUCUGAUGCGCGAUGCGUGGGAUGCCUGGCGGAGAGUGCACCUGUCUAACCUUUAUUUCUUCCAGCCCGAGUCUUCACGUCUACUCGAAGAGGAUCCUUAUCAAGCUGGGUACGGGUAUGGAGCACUCAACCAUGCUCAGCAGGUCAGCCAGCCGGAUUCGGAAUACGUGAGGCGUGAGAGGGAGGCGCUGGAAUCUAUUUGCCAGCGAACAUCUGACUCCGUCAUUGAUAUCUGGUCCCUCCAACCACAACCACACCUUCGACCCCAAGCAACCCUCCACACCCCUAUUGCGUCACCCGCUCCAUCACAAAAAGCUGAUAAAACACCCGUGGUAUCUACCCAUCGCACAUCACCGCCAAGCCGUCCCUCCUCCGGCGCAUCAGGAACUGUCCCGAAACACUGGGGUGAAGUUGUCGUGAACCCGAACAAGAAACGGUCUCGUGCCGACAUCAAAACAGAUGCUAAGGUCAGCCAUGAUGUGUUUGGAGUCUUGAACGUCACCUAA